GAGGGAGAACCAUCCGACAGUAACUAAACUGCACUUCAUGAGCGAUGGCCCUGUAACCCAAUACAGGGGUAGACACAAUCUCCACCUGCUGUGCAACAUACCCUUCCACAUGGGUUUCAAAGAAAUUUGGUGGAACUUUAGCGAAGCAGGACACGGGAAAGGAGCCUGUGAUGGAGUGGGAGCAACCAUCAAACGCCUGGCAGAUGAGGUGACCAUGACUGGCACAGACAUUCAUGAUGCAGAGAGCUUGGUAAAACAUCUGGAAGAUAAGACAAGCAUCAAAUUAUGUCUGAUUCCUGAAGAUGUGCAGAUACAUGUGUCAACAGCGGUACCAGCAGUCAGGGGAGUGAUGAAAGUACACCAGAUCUAUUCACAGAGGCCUGGUAUCAUCCUUACAAGAGACGUAAGCUGCUACUGUGGACCACAGUGUGAUUGCUACUCUCCAGUGGAACAUGAUGUACUGCAGUCUAACUAUGAUCAACAUAUCCCCAAACUAGGAUGUGAGGUUGGCCAAAUCUUAAAGCAACCCAGCAUCCAGCAAGCAGAGGCCCUGGUGAUCCAUCCUGAUGAUGAUACCCAAGACACCAACAGUAACAAGUCUGAUCCAAAGCAUGACAACUCUUGGCCUAAGAUUGGAUGUUACGCUGUUGUAAGGUGUGGAGAAAAAUAUUACCCCGGGACGGUGAUAUCGGUAGAAGGUGAUUGCUUUGAAAUGAAGUAUUUGAAACGAACAACAACAGGAUCCUAUCAUGACUGGAUGAGCGGGUUUUCGUCAUCUUCAUGGCAGCCACGAGAAGACCUUCUUGAGCCACUCCACGUGCCCGACAUGGACAGAAGAGGUCAUGUUAUAUUCACGAAGAAUGACUUAGAGACAAUAAAAAAGUACACAAAGUGAAUAGUCGGCAGCUGUGAAUCGUGAAUCUUGUUUGCUACAUUAAGAUUCAGUAAAUGGAACUCGAAAUUGAGCUGAUUUUAUGUCAGUGCAAUUGAAUUGUCAACUCCAGAGAAAGGCAGUUCUUUUGACCAGGUGUCAUUCUGUUGAUUUUUUUUAAAUUUUAAUUUUGAUAGUGUUAAUGUUAUAAAAUGUUCAUUACAGGUAUUCACAUUUUAUGUUUACUUAUUGCAGGUAAGCCAGACUUCAAAUACCUGUAUGUUAGUUGAACUGUUUCUGAGUUUAAGUUGUUCAUUGAAUGUAUUGACUCAUUGACUUCUUUGUUCACUGUAUUAAAAGUUAAUAAAAAAUCAGAACUCUAAAAUUAUACUUGUGUCAUGAUUAACAUUGGUACACUCUACUCCGUUACAAAAUGUUCCACUCCGUUACCAAAUGUUCCACUCCGUUACCAGUUCUUCAAUAAAAUUUAUUAUUGUCCUUCUAGUAAACUUUAAAUUCCAUUUGCUAGUUGUCAUCCAAUCUUAAUACAGGCGAAAUUAUCAUAAACUUCAAAAGCACAAAAUAUUGGCACUGUUAAGUGUGGCAACAUCACAAAAUUAGGUAAUGUAAUGAAAAGGUAAC
Liolophura sinensis is the source of this 1513-nucleotide messenger RNA. RefSeq lists its product as uncharacterized. The transcript has 3 exons. The record is from RefSeq and is a predicted model, not a curated record. Bases 38 to 895 code for a protein of 285 amino acids. NCBI's taxonomy places the organism in Eukaryota, Metazoa, Mollusca, Polyplacophora, Chitonida, Chitonidae.